UUGGGUGAGCUCAGAACUAGCUCCGGAACAAAAAUUCAGAAGGUAACCUCGACUAUGCUCGACUCCUGUAAAAGCCUACCAUUGUUCCACCAUACACAGCCUACCAAGUUCUGUUAGUUGGACGUUUGCAAUUUGCUUCCCUUGAGCAAAACAUCUCGAGAACAAUUCGAGCAUUGCUGUACCGACCGGCUGGCUCAUGUGGAAGCUGAAGAUUGGCGAGGGCGGUGGGCCGUGGCUGCGGUCGGCGAGCAACUUCCUCGGCAGGCAGGUAUGGGAGUUUGACCCUGAUGCCGGCACGCAGGAGGAGCGCACCGAGGUUGAGAGGAUGAGACAGGAGUUCACGGAGCACCGGUUCGAGAAGAGGGUAGCACAAGACCUUCUUUUAAGAUUUCAGUGUGCAAAACAAAUCCACCAUCAGGUGGAUUUUCCAGUCAUCAAACUUGUAAACAGUGCGGAAGUCACCGAAGAAAUUCUAUUAACGUCACUGAGGCGAGCCCUUGCCCAGCAUUCUACUCUACAAGCACAUGAUGGUCAUUGGCCUUGCAAUUAUAGUGGGGUUAUGUUCAUUAUGCCUAUUCUGGUGUUUGCUCUGUAUGUCACUGGGUCACUCAAUGUUGUUCUAUCAAAAGAACAUCAACGUGAGAUAUGCCGCUAUAUUUACAACCAUCAGAAUGAGGACGGUGGUUGGGGCAUGCAAGAGUUGGGACAGAGCACUAUGUUCAGCUCAUGCUUAAACUAUGUUACGUUAAGACUUCUUGGGGAGAUGUGCACGCAUGAAGCUUUGACCAGAGGAAGUGCAUGGAUCUUGUCUCAUGGAAGUGCAGCAGCAAUUCCUCAAUGGGGAAAGAUUUGGCUAUCGGUAAUCGGCCUGUAUGAUUGGAAUGGAAAUAACUCGAUCAUUCCUGAGCUAUGGCUUGUUCCAUAUUUUCUUCCAAUUCAUCCUGGGCGGUUCUGGUCCUUCUGCCGGUUGAUUUAUAUGCCGAUGGCUUAUCUAUAUGGGAAGAAGUUUGUUGGGCCAAUUACACCAACAAUAUUGUCGAUACGAAAUGAGCUAUAUAACAUACCAUACAGUGAGAUCGAUUGGAACAAAGCUCGAGACACUUGUGCUAAGGAAGACCUUCUCUACCCACGGUCCUUGGUGCAAAAUGCUGCAUGGACUUGCGUGAAUAAAAUUUUGGAACCAGUGCUGAACUGUUGGCCAGUUAACAAAUUAAGAGAUACAGCAUUGAGAAACAUCAUGAAGCAUAUUCAUUAUGAAGAUGAAAGUACUAAUUACCUCUGUAUAUGCCCUGUCAACAAGGCACUAAAUAUGAUUUGUUGUUGGAUAGAAAAUCCAAAUUCGGAUGCAUUCAAGCGCCACCUUCCGAGGAUCUAUGAUUAUUUAUGGAUUGCGGAAGAUGGCAUGAAGUUACAGGUGUAUGACGGCACUCAAACAUGGGACACAGCUUUCAUUGUCAAAGCAUACUGCUCAGCUGACCUUAUUCAUGAGUUUGCUCCAACACUUUCGAAAGCUCAUGAGUUCAUAAAAUGUUUACAGAUUCUUGAAAACCAACCCGACUAUGAAAAUUAUUACCGCCAUAGAUCAAAAGGGUCAUGGGCUCAUUCAAUUAUAGAUAACGGAUGGUCUGUAUCUGAUGCAACUGCAGAAGCACUUCAGGCAUUGUUGCUGUUAUCAAAGAUCUCUCCCAACCUUGUGGGGGAUCCCAUAAAAGAAGAAAGGUUGUAUGAUGCAGUGGAUUGCUUGCUGUCUUUUAUGAACAAAGAUGGCACCUUUUCAACAUAUGACUGCAAGAGAACCACAUCUUUGUUGGAGGUUCUGAACCCUUCCGAGACUUUUCUGAACAUUGUUGUUGAUCAUCCAUCUGUUGAAUGCACAUCAUCGGCUCUUCAAACUCUGGCCAUGUUCAGGGAGCUGUAUCCAGGGUACCGCGAUGAAGAGAUAGGAAAAUGCAUUAAAGGAGGAUCCAAGUUUAUCGAGAACAAACAGCGAAAGGAUGGCGCAUGGUUUGGAAAUUGGGGUGUGUGUUUCACUUAUGGGACCUUAUUUGCGGUAGAAGGGUUAGUUGCUGCUGGAAGAACUUAUGAAAACAGUUCUUCCAUCAGGAAAGCAUGCAGCUUUCUGUUGUCAAAGCAGCUAAGUACAGGUGGAUGGGGAGAGACUUAUCCUUCUAGUGAAAACGCGGUUUAUGCAGGGACUGGUCGUCCUCAUGCAGUGAACACUGCAUGGGCAAUGCUGUCUUUAAUCUUUGCUGGGCAGGUUGAACGGGAUCCGGAACCGCUAUAUCGUGCUGCAAAAGAAUUGAUCAAUAUGCAACUAGAGUCAGGCGAGUUUCCCCAGCAAGAACAUGUUGGAAGCUUCAACUGCUCCUUUUACUUCAAUUAUGGCAACUACCGCAACUUGUUCCCGAUUUGGGCUCUUGGAGAGUUUCGGAGUCGAUUUCUUGCGCAAAAGAAUAGAAACAAUGGGCAUGAUUAUCUUUCCUCCUGCUCAUAUCUACUGCAGAAAGUGGGUAAUUAAAUGUUAAACAAGAUUUGCAAUUCUUUAAGAAAAUUUUCCACAGGCAAACUAUGAUGUAGCAUGUAUGAUCCAAAGAAAAUGAAGUCCUUGAUAUGUGUAUCCUUCACAAAAUAACUGUUAGUGCUAAUCUUGUUAGUUACAUGAGUCCAUAAGGUGUGUAUCUGUGUUACUUUAGGAUCCUGGUUACGGAAGGAUGGUUGCAUUGCUCUAUCAAGUAGUGUGAUACAAUACAAGACCAAAGUGCCAUAAACAUACAAUCUUUAUUGGCAGA
Messenger RNA from Panicum hallii, 2789 nucleotides. RefSeq names its product achilleol B synthase-like. Gene Ontology annotation, biological process: triterpenoid biosynthetic process. The record is from RefSeq and is a predicted model, not a curated record. Gene Ontology annotation, cellular component: lipid droplet. Lineage: Eukaryota; Viridiplantae; Streptophyta; Magnoliopsida; Poales; Poaceae. Gene Ontology annotation, molecular function: intramolecular transferase activity. Bases 197 to 2518 code for a protein of 773 amino acids. The transcript is spliced from 18 exons.